Zea mays is the source of this 549-nucleotide messenger RNA. RefSeq lists its product as uncharacterized. The record is from RefSeq and is a predicted model, not a curated record. The coding region runs from base 1 to 549 and encodes 182 amino acids. The transcript is spliced from 6 exons. NCBI's taxonomy places the organism in Eukaryota, Viridiplantae, Streptophyta, Magnoliopsida, Poales, Poaceae.
AUGUCGGCACACAUUCUGCUAUAUCUGAACACUGAGGUGGAUGAUCGAUUUGAUGAAUUGCCUAUUGUGGAGAAAGAACUAAAGAGGUCCUUAUGUAGGAAGCAAGCAUAUGAGGCACUUGCAAUAGUAAUGCCAAUGGAGGUGGUUGAAGAAGUUUUAAAAGAAGCUUCGAUACUAAAUAUUGAAGAGGAGCAACCAUUUGAUGAUCUGUCUCGGAUGCUCAAAGAGGCCACUUCCUGGGAAGAGAAGGCUAGACUUAUUCUUGAACGAUCAGCUUCUCUCUAUGAGUUUGAAGACCAUAUGAGGUGUUCAGAGGGAAUCAGAGUUAUCCUUCCGUCUAAACUGCAUAUGAAAGCAGAGGUUGAUAUUGCUAAAUUGUGGAUAGACAAAUGUCAGGCCUAUUUGAGACCAAGCUGCAAUAAACUUGCAUUUGGAGACUUUCUUAAAGUUGAUGAUAUCAAGGUUCACAAAAUCUGGAUAGUUCUAACCUUAGAUUUGUGGCAGCUUGUUAACAAUAUUUUUCAGAAGCAUGCUAGGCCUGCUCCAUAG